AUGAAAAGCAAAGAUUAAGUGCUCAAAUAAGUAUAUGAAAAUGACAAUAAAACAUUUGGUAAAAAAAAUAAGCCAAGAAAUGAAGAACCCAAUAUGUUUGAUAUUAUGAAAUGGCCUCUACAAUAAGAUGAACCUUGGGAUUUUAAAAAGAAAAUUUAAGUGGAAAGAGAGCCAGAAACCAAAAAGGUAACUGCAAGAAUUAAUCAUGAAAAUUAACAUUGGCAGACUGAAAAUAAAGAUAAUUUUAGAAAAAUUGAAAAAUUAAAAGUCGAUGAUUCUUAAAUUUAUGUUUAAAAAUUAGAUGAUAAAACUAUCAAAAAUAUAGCCAAAUCAUGCGAAUGUUAAAAUAGUAAGGCAUAAUAAACAAAUAAACAUUAAUAAUAUUAAUAACCAGAAGAUUUAGAUGAAUAAUAUAAAUUGCCUUUGAAAUGGAAUCCAAAAUAAUAAUCUGCAUAUAGAGAUAACUAUUAAGUGAAAGAUAUAAAGGAUUAAAAUGAACUUAUGUAUUAAUUGGAAUAAAACAACAAAAAUUUUAAAGGGUAAUACAAAGCAUUGCAUCCUUAAGGAGGAUUUUAUUAUGAGGAAUCUAAAAAAGAAGAGGAAGAAGCAGUAAGUUCUGAAGAGGAAGAGGAAGAGAUUAAUGAAUAAUAGAAUGACGACUAAGUAAAGAAGAUGACAACCAAAUUCAUCAAGAAGGCGAAGACUUUAGAUCCAAAUAAUCCUGAAGAUGCUGAAAAAUUGAAAAGAAGAAAGGAGAGAAUUAAGAAGUUUUAAGGUGAAACACGUUGGAUAGCAGAUUCGGCAUUCACAACAUAUUUUGGUAAACCUGCAUGGGGUCCAUAUGGAUAUAAUAAUGUGAAUCCUACAGUUGGAGGAAUGAUAUAUGGACAACAUCUCUUAUCACACAAUGUUUAACCUCAUAGAAAUAAGAAUGAUCCAUUUUACAUUUAGACCUAUCAGAAUGCAUUAAGGAAAGGAGCUGCUGUUGCUAAUGUAGAACCAGAACCUCCAAGAAAUUGCAGAGAAGAGGACAGAUUAAAUCCAGAACAAGUUGAUGCAUUAAAAUCAAGGAAUCCUUUGACUCCAUAACCUUACUAAGAAUUAAAGAAGUAAUUAGAUUCAAAAGGUAAAUAAGUAAUACCUGAGUUCAGCAUUAAAAAACCAGAUUUAGGUAACACUUUGCGAUUUGCUUCUGAAGCAGGAAGCGUUUAAGGUGAAUCACAUCCAUAGGAGAAUUAGAAGAGUUAAUAAAAGAUAAAGAGGCCAUAAUCAGCCUUGGAUAAUAGAACAUAGAAGUCAUAAACUGAGAAUAGGUCAAAAGUAAGUCAUGAUUAGAAAACAAAAGAUUCAAAAAAGAAAUUAGAUAAGAAAGUUUAAAUACAAUCAGAAUCAAAUUUAAAAGUUGAUGAUCAUUUGGCUAUUCCUGAUAAGGCAAGUAACAAGUUUAUUGAAGAAUUGAAAUAGAAAAAGGAAAAGGCAAACAGAUUGACUUGCAAAGUGAAUGAGAUAAAUCCUUCAUUAUUGAAGCAAUCACCCAAAUAAGAGUAGAAGAAUUAAAUAACUGCUGAUCUCUAAGAAGUUAAAUCAUUUGAUGAUAAAAAUCCCCCUCCAAAUUAUUUGUAAUCAUUAGAUCCAAUUGAGUUGAAUCCUAAAAACUACAAGGGAGUUCCUUCUGACUGGUUACAUAGAAUUCCAUUUGCAGGUAAGAAACAAGAUAUCAUAAAGAAUGGAUAAUAAACUAAAGAAUGUUUUGAUUAUGGUUUUUGAUUAUAUAAUGAUAUCUAUUGAAUAAAUUUGGUAUCUUAUAUUAUAAUCUAUUUUUAAUAUAAAACCAAUUAAA
Messenger RNA from Paramecium tetraurelia, 1840 nucleotides. RefSeq lists its product as uncharacterized. Lineage: Eukaryota; Ciliophora; Oligohymenophorea; Peniculida; Parameciidae. The record is from RefSeq and is a predicted model, not a curated record. The transcript is spliced from 4 exons.